UCAUCUAAGACGUGGCGUUUCCUAAUUGGACCUUGUAGCCGGGUAUUCCCGUAAUUUCACCAUCAAAUUUCUAUGAUAUAUUGAGACGCUCCAGCUCUCUCAUCCUCGCAGUUGUGAUUAUUUCUUCUCUAUCAAAAUCUUUAAACAGCUCUCAUUCAAGAUGCAAAUCUUCGUCAAGACUCUUACUGGCAAGACCAUCACCCUUGAGGUGGAAAGCUCAGACACUAUUGAUAAUGUUAAGGCCAAGAUCCAGGACAAGGAGGGAAUCCCACCAGACCAGCAGAGGCUGAUUUUCGCCGGCAAGCAGCUUGAGGAUGGCCGCACCCUUGCUGAUUACAACAUCCAGAAGGAGUCCACCCUCCACUUGGUGCUCCGUUUGAGAGGUGGCAUGCAAAUCUUUGUUAAGACCCUUACUGGAAAGACCAUCACCUUGGAGGUGGAGAGUUCUGAUACCAUCGACAAUGUCAAGGCUAAGAUCCAGGACAAGGAAGGCAUUCCCCCAGACCAGCAAAGGUUGAUCUUUGCUGGCAAGCAGCUUGAGGAUGGCCGCACCCUUGCUGAUUACAACAUCCAGAAGGAGUCCACCCUCCACUUGGUGCUUCGUCUACGUGGUGGCAUGCAGAUCUUUGUGAAGACCCUCACUGGAAAGACCAUCACUUUGGAGGUUGAGAGCUCUGAUACCAUCGACAAUGUCAAGGCCAAGAUCCAGGACAAGGAAGGCAUUCCCCCAGACCAGCAGAGGUUGAUCUUUGCUGGCAAGCAGCUCGAGGAUGGCCGCACCCUUGCUGACUAUAACAUCCAGAAGGAGUCCACCCUCCACUUGGUGCUUCGUCUACGUGGUGGCAUGCAGAUUUUCGUGAAGACUCUAACUGGGAAGACCAUUACCUUGGAGGUGGAGAGCUCUGACACCAUUGACAAUGUCAAGGCUAAGAUCCAGGACAAGGAGGGGAUCCCACCGGACCAGCAGAGGUUGAUUUUUGCUGGAAAACAGCUCGAAGAUGGAAGGACACUUGCUGACUACAACAUCCAGAAGGAGUCAACCCUUCACUUGGUGCUUCGGCUGCGUGGAGGAAUGCAAAUCUUUGUUAAGACUUUGACUGGAAAGACCAUCACCCUGGAGGUGGAGAGCUCAGACACCAUUGACAAUGUCAAGGCUAAGAUCCAGGACAAGGAAGGAAUCCCCCCUGACCAACAAAGGUUGAUCUUUGCCGGAAAGCAGUUGGAAGAUGGACGCACCCUAGCAGACUACAAUAUCCAGAAGGAGUCCACCCUUCACCUUGUCCUCCGUCUCCGUGGUGGUUUUUAAGCUUCCGCAUGUUGUCUUGGGUCUUUUAUGCCUCGUGGGGGCUCUUGUGUGUGCUGAGUAGCCAUUUUCGAAUGGCUACUUCAAAUAAAUUACUGUACUCUUUUGAAGUUGGUGUUUGCGUCCAGUUUGGUACUGUUUGGAUUGGCUGUCAAGGACAGUUCCAUUGCAAGCUUUCGUAUUUAAGCAAAUAAAUUUUAGUCUAUUCAUA
This is a messenger RNA of Populus nigra (black poplar), 1514 nucleotides long. Its product is annotated as polyubiquitin. Gene Ontology annotation, cellular component: cytoplasm; nucleus. The record is from RefSeq and is a predicted model, not a curated record. Lineage: Eukaryota; Viridiplantae; Streptophyta; Magnoliopsida; Malpighiales; Salicaceae. The transcript is spliced from 2 exons. Gene Ontology annotation, molecular function: ubiquitin protein ligase binding; protein tag activity. Gene Ontology annotation, biological process: modification-dependent protein catabolic process; protein ubiquitination. Bases 161 to 1306 code for a protein of 381 amino acids.